AAAUCAAUCAGCUCUUCUUGCCGCACAUGAAGACAAAGUUGAUGUGGUAUUAUCAAGACAUGGAGGAGCUAGAAGUGGUACCUGUUGUUGACAUAAAUAAGCCGAGCACAAGUAGACAGCUGCAACCUAGUACUAGCAGAGCAGCACAGCAGAUCGUUCAGCCAACUCUCAAAAAGAAACUCUUUCUAACGAAUGGUUGGGACGCCCCUCUAAUUGGCGUUUGUGUUUAUAUUUUUAGGACGAAUACAAGCAAGCAACUACCGGAGGAAGGCUUUCAAAAGGAUCUCUUUUGUGGCAUAAUCGAUGCUCAAAAAAUUGGUUUGGUCACUACCAUCGAGCGUAUCAUCGAGCAUAUUUUCAUGGAAGUUUUGGCCCACCCCCCACUGGAUUGUGAAGACGAUGCUGCGAGUUGUCCAAUGGUGAAAAACCAACUUCUGCCUGCCUUGAGGUCAUUCUGUAGCGCUUUGAAAGUUUGCGAGGAAGUAUGCGGACAAGGUCCAGUUUUCGAAAAGGAUUCUAUCUCGCUUUGUAACAUGAAAGACGACGAAUUGAAAGAAUGGACCACGAAUCCUGAGAAACUGAACGAGCUUGAAGGAAGGGUAAAAGGUUGGAUAAAAAGGCUAGCCGAGAUUUUGAAGGAAAGUGAACAGAUCAGAAGAGAAGACGAUUCAUCUGGUCCUCAGGGAGAACUAGAGUAUUGGAAAAAACGAGGGGCUCAAUUCUCACAAAUAGCUUCCCAGCUCUACACGGACGAAGUACAAGCAACGGUAUUGUGUUUGAGAAUUGCCAGGCUGAAAAUAUUGAAGGAAUGGCAUGACACCGACAAGAGGGUUACUUUCUGUUACAACGAAGCCAAGGAUAACGCAAAAUUCAUCCAAGCGUUGGAAAAAAAUUGCCAUUCCUUAUAUCUCGACGAUCCAGUCAAGAUGAGAGAAUCAAUUCUUGGAUUACUUCAGACAGUCCGUCUGAUAUACAACGUUUCUCAGUUCUACAAUACAUCUGAAAGAACUUCUGCUCUGAUGGUUAAGAUAACCAAUCAAAUGAUCGAAACUUGCAAAGACUACAUCACCUGCAGAGGUCAAGAAAGUAUAUGGUCACAAGACAAAGACGUUAUGAGGGAGAAACUAACGCACUGCAUCAUGUUGAAUAGGGUUUAUCGAAAAACUUACACACUUGUUAAAAGCCAGCCUGUUCUACCCGGUCAGAAGCAAUUCAAUUUUUCCGAGAACUACGUAUUUGGAAAGUUCGAUGUGUUUUGUAGAAGACUAACAAGAAUUAUUGCAACUUUUAAUUUGAUAGAGGACUACACCUCUUUGUUCAAAAAGAGAAUGGAAGGAUUACUAUUGGGAGAUGCUUUAGAGGAAGUUGUUCAAAAUUUCAACGAAAUACAAUCUACGAUAAUCAAUAAAAAGUACGAUUAUCUAGACCAAAGAAACACAGAUUUUGAUAACGACUUCAAGGCGUUCUUGGCCAAAACUGACGAAUUGAAGGAGCAUCUGAGUGAAAUGAUUGAGAGCAAUUUUGAAAGCGUUUGGGAAACACCGCAAGGAAUAAAAUUUCUUGUGAGAUUCGAAAAAGUGAGCGAAAAAAUUCCUUUAGCGAAAAUGGAAGAUAAGUACGAAAGAAUUCUGAAAUAUUGCGAGAAAGAAGUUGAUCGAAUUAUAAAAAUGUAUAGAAAGGAAAAGGAUGAUCCACCCCUCCCAUGUAUGUUUCCUCCAAUUGCAGGACGCAUCAAAUGGGCUCGAUCGUUAAAGAGCCACCUAGAAGAGCUCUUGACCAGUGUGACCAGUCACAAUAUACUGAAGAAUCUACCAGCAACUCAAGAAUUAUCGAGAAGAUACAACCAAGCUGAACAAACAUUGAAGUCCUAUGAAACAGACAUGGUGGCAAUAUGGAUGAAUCAACAAGUGUGGGAAGUGGACAACUGCCUAAAAAGGAAACUAAUAGCCGUGUGUCCCGAGCAACAAAAGCUGAAAGUCAACAUGCAUAACUCCAUACCCCUCUUGAUAAGAGAAUCCGAUCUCAUGGCGAAGAUGAGUUUACCCAUACCCAUAGUAGCGCUCACUCUGUACUCUAAAAAGGAUUAUUUCGCAUCCAUCCAGGAUUCGUUGCAGUACCUGAUCGACGAUUUGGUGAAGAAUGUUAAAGGGGUGAAACAAGAAGUGAGGCCGUUAUUCUUACCCCACCUGGUGAAGCUUAUGCGAAUCAUUGAGCCAGGAAUUAAGGAGCUGACAUGGAUUUCGUCCGACUGGAAGGAAUUCACAGAUAAAGCCAGCAAUGCAAUACUCAAGUUCAAAGUAUUGUCCUAUAGAGUACAUGACAUCUACACCAAUCGCGUACUAGAAGUUUUAUCCACGAUGCAGGCAGUUCAACUUCACGCACUCCCAGAACUGGACGAAAACCCAUGGAACAUUUCAGAUUUCUGCGAUAGGAGCGACGAGGCCUGUCGAGCUGCUGCUAUCGAGUUGCAUCGCAAAAGUUUGAUGAUUGAAGAGGCCGUCGAAGAGAUCCUGUCGUUGAUUAGAAGGUCAAGAAUCGAUAUUCCUUCACAAUCCGUAGACGAGAUGUUCGUAGAAGAUGAAAGUGGGAAUCAAUUAGAAGAAGGGACGCAUCUAUCGACGCAACCAACAGAUUGGAGUUUGGUAUGGGAAUGUUUCGAGAAACCUCACCUUCUUCUAGGAUCUGGGAUGGCCAAGUCGAUGCAAGAUAUGGUCAGAGGUGCCGUGAGUGAGAUGAGGCGUUACUACAGCCGGAAAGUGAUAGAUGUUUUGGUUAAAGUCACUCGUCACUCUCUAGAUGCUCUUAUGAGGAGAUUUUCUGUGAAGGAGGAGCACAAUCAGAAACCAAUUUUCCUGCUGAAUGCCAUACUCAUGAUACCUAAAGUUUCCAUUCAACCAAACUUAGAUGAAGUGCAGGAGGUUCUUGCUCUGGCUGGAAAGAAUAUCACUUCAGUGUCCAAAGGGGUUGGUCAAUGGUCAGGCGGCAAACUUCAGAAGGUCGAUGCAACCAAGAAGGGAUGGAAAAAAUUGGCGGGUCGCAGCUCAAACAUAAGGGAUAUUGUAAAUCAAUCUCGUUUGCAACAGCGGACCCUGAAAGGAGUCGUUAAACUCAAGCAAGAAGACGACCUGAAGACCAGGAGGAGGAAAUUCUACAGGCUGGCUAGUGAGGAUAAACCCUCUUUCCCGCUGCAGCAUAGGAACUUCUAUAACCACGUCAUGGAGAACAAGGAAGUUGUUAAAGCUUUGUCGCUAUUGUCAACCUGUACUCAGGACUUGAAACAAGAAAUCACUCAAUUCCUGCAAAAAUGGAGACCUUACUACAUAUUAUGGAGGAACGAAAAAUCACACAGAGAACUACUGGGAGCUUGUCUAGCAGAAUAUGAAACUUCUCUUCGCAAGCAUGAAGAGCUCAACACCAGGCUAGAAACAGAGCCGGAGGUAGUCUUCAUCGGUAUCAGUUUGGCCAUCUCAACUGAAAAAUUGAAAUACGGACUGAGCACAGAAAUUAAGAGCUGCACCCACAGAAUAGGUCAAGCUAUGAAGAAAAAAUAUAAGCGAGAAAUGGACUACGUAUAUGCUGUCAUCAACGAAAUGGAAAGAAAACUGGAAAGGACAAUAAGAGAUUUGGAUGACGUCAGAAUGAUAAUGGAUACCUUGAAAAAAAUACGAGCACAGGAGGUGGAUAUGGAGUUGAAAAUAGAACCAGUAGAGGAAGCUUUCAACGUUCUAAGCCGUUUCAACGUGAUGGUUGAAAGAGAAAUAAUUGAUCAGGUGGACAAUUUAAGGUACACUUGGAAUAAGCUACAGGCUAGAGCUCUCAAGGUUCAAGGUAACCUCCUGGAUAUGCAACCACAGUUCCAGAAUGAUUUGAAAAACAAUCUCGAAAAAUUCAGAUUGGAUAAGCUGGAUUACUGCAACGAAUACAGGGUUGCUGGUCCUAUGCAGCCUGGUUUAACCCCCAGAGAAGCUUCAGACAGACUUAUAUCCUUCCAGAAUCGCUUCGAAGGUAUGUGGAGGAAGCUUCAAACAUACCAAAAUGGAGAAGAGCUAUUCGGCUUACCUACAACUGAUUAUCCAGACUUAGCACAGAUCCGUAAAGAACUGAACCUACUCCAGAAGCUCUACAAAUUGUAUAACGAUGUAAUUGACAGGGUGAACAGUUACUAUGAUAUACCCUGGGAAGACGUCAAUAUAGAGGAGAUAAAUAACGAGUUGAUGGAAUUCCAAAAUAGAUGCAGAAAACUACCGAAAGGUUUGAAGGAAUGGCCUGCCUUUUUUGCCCUCAAGAAAACGAUUGACGACUUCAAUGACAUGUGUCCUCUUCUGGAACUAAUGGCAAAUAAGGCAAUGAAACCAAGACACUGGCAAAGGAUCAUGGAAUCACUCCACCAUGUUUUCGAAUUCGAAAGUGAAGGCUUCUGUUUAAAGAACAUACUGGAGGCGCCAUUACUAUCUCAUAAGGAAGAUAUUGAAGACAUCUGUAUAUCCGCCAUGAAAGAGAAAGACAUUGAGGCAAAACUUCGACAAGUGACGAACGAAUGGUCAGUCCAUGAACUCACUUUCAUGACAUUCAACAAUAGAGGCGAGCUCUUACUGAGAGGGGAUACAACAGCGGAAACUAUAGGACAACUGGAGGACAGCCUGAUGAUUUUGGGAUCGCUUUUGUCGAACAGGUACAAUGCUCCAUUCAAGAAGCAAAUCCAGCAAUGGGUUCACGAUCUAUCCAACACCAACGAGAUAUUGGAACGUUGGUUGCUGGUUCAGAAUAUGUGGGUGUACUUGGAAGCUGUCUUUGUGGGUGGGGAUAUUGCCAAACAAUUGCCUAAAGAAGCCAAGAGGUUCUCGAAAAUAGACAAAUCUUGGCAGAAGAUUAUGCAGAGAGCCCAUGAGACACCAGGCGUCGUUUCCUGCUGCGUUGGUGACGAUCUCUUGAAGCAGCUUCUACCACAUCUCCAAGAACAACUGGAGCUCUGCCAAAAAUCCCUGAGCGGUUAUCUAGAGAAAAAACGUACGAUGUUUCCAAGGUUCUUCUUUGUUUCGGAUCCUGCACUACUGGAGAUCCUGGGCCAAGCAUCAGAUUCCCACACCAUACAGAACCAUUUGCUGUCCAUUUUUGACAACACUAGAUGGGUGAAGUUCCACGAUAUAGAAUACAACAAGAUAACCGCCAUUAUAUCGUCCGAAAACGAAAUGAUUCCACUGGAAAAGGCUGUUAGAGCUGAGGGAAGUGUUGAGCAAUGGCUCACUCAGCUACUUAUGAUGUCACAGUCUUCAUUGCAUUCAAUCAUACGCCAGGCUUAUGCAAUGAUCAACGAUCCAAAUUUCAAUCUCCUUCAGUUCUUGGACAAAAUGCCAGCUCAGAUUGGAUUGUUGGGCCUCCAGAUGAUAUGGACCAGAGAUGCAGAAUUAGCAUUGAUGCAAGCAAGACAUGACAAGAAGCAGAUGCCCGACACCAACAACAAAUUCUUAGAAUUGCUGAAUACACUGAUAGACCAGACUACAAGAGAUCUGACCAAAAUAGAACGAACCAAAUUCGAAACAUUGAUCACUAUUCACGUUCAUCAAAGAGAUAUAUUCGAUAUAUUGUGUCGACUGAAUGUGAGGCAUGUUAACGAUUUCGAAUGGUUGAAGCAAUGUAGAUUCUACUUCAAAGAAGACCAGGACAAAACCCUUAUCGUAAUCACUGAUGUGACUUUCUCUUAUCAGAAUGAGUAUUUGGGGUGUACGGACAGAUUGGUUAUUACACCUCUCACAGACAGAUGCUAUAUAACCUUAGCUCAGGCGCUAGUUAUGAGUAUGGGAGGAGCCCCAUGUGGUCCAGCUGGAACUGGAAAAACUGAGACAGUGAAGGACAUGGGGAAGACUCUUGCGAAAUAUGUCGUAGUAUUCAAUUGCUCCGAUCAGAUGGAUUACAGAGGAUUAGGGAGAAUAUAUAAAGGUUUGGCCCAAUCUGGAUCAUGGGGUUGCUUCGACGAGUUUAACAGGAUAGAAUUGCCAGUCUUGUCAGUAGCAGCACAACAGGUUGCUGUCGUUUUGGCCAGUAAAAGAGAGAAGAAAAAGUCAUUCGUUUUCACUGAUGGCGACAUUAUAGAAAUGUGCCCAGAGUUCGGAAUAUUUAUUACAAUGAAUCCUGGAUAUGCUGGACGCAAGGAAUUGCCGGAAAAUCUAAAAAUUCAGUUCAGGACUGUCGCUAUGAUGGUGCCAGAUAGACAGAUUAUUAUUCGCGUUAAAUUAGCGAGUUGCGGUUUUCUUGAAAAUAUCACCUUAGCCAGGAAAUUCUAUACUUUGUAUAAAUUAUGCGAGGAACAGCUAACCAAACAGGUCCAUUACGAUUUCGGCUUGAGGAACAUCUUAUCGGUCCUUAGAAGCCUCGGUGCAGCGAAGAGAGUAAACGAUAAAGAUUCAGAAAGUACAAUUGUUAUGAGAGUGCUCAGAGAUAUGAACCUAUCCAAAUUGAUAGAUGAAGAUGAACCUCUGUUCACUUCGCUAGUUGCCGAUCUAUUUCCCAACCAAGUUCUGGAAAAGACUACGUAUCAGGAGUUGGAAGAAGCGAUAGAUAAGCAAGUCGAAUUGGCAGGUCUCAUCAAUCAUCCACCAUGGGCUUUGAAACUGAUCCAGUUGUACGAAACCCAGGCUGUGCGGCAUGGAAUAAUGACUUUGGGGCCCACAGGGGCCGGAAAGACAACCUGUAUUCAAAUACUGAUGAAAUCUCUCACUCAGAUGGGGCAGUUUCAUAGGGAGAUGAGGAUGAAUCCAAAAGCUAUCACGGCUUCUCAGAUGUUUGGCCGUCUUGACGUGGCUACAAACGACUGGACCGAUGGAAUAUUCUCUGCUUUGUGGAGAAAAACUAUGAAGGUCAAGCCAGGGGAAAACGUAUGGUUAGUUCUCGACGGUCCAGUGGACAGCAUUUGGAUAGAAAACUUAAACUCUGUACUCGACGACAACAAAACUUUAACGUUAGCGAAUGGCGACAGACUUUCUAUGGCACCAACAUGCAAAAUAAUCUUUGAACCACACAAUAUCGAUAACGCCUCACCAGCUACGGUAUCCAGAAAUGGUAUGGUAUACAUGAGUUCAUCUGGCCUUACCUGGAAACCUGUGGUGAAAGCUUGGCUGAAAACUAGGAGUGCAAAAGAACAGGAAAUAUUCCAUCACCUCUUCUGGGAAACCCUCGCCCAGAUUUAUAGCUAUGGCAACCAGAGUUUGAACCUAGUGCUAGAUGUGCUCCCUUGCAACAUAACCCUGCAGAUGCUGAAACUUAUGGAGGGUUUGAUUCCACCACAAAUUGAAAAAACGGAAGAGGAAACCGAAAAAUCCGAUCAGAUGGAUCUGGAUGACGAACUUUCAGAGGAGCAGGAGAAACCAGAAGAAACGAAACUUCUCACUCCCGAACAUUUGGCUAAGAUUUUCGUAUUCGUCUUGACCUGGGGACUGGGUGCAUAUUUGGAGAACGACGACAGGGCCAAGUUCGAUGCUUUCGUGAAAGAGAACUUGAGCUUCUUGGAUAUUCCGAAAAAUACCGAGAAGAAUAGAGAUUGCACCCUUUUCGAUUACAUGGUGAAUGACGACGGAAAUUGGGUCCUCUGGAGCUCCUUAGUCACCAAUUACUCAUAUCCAGAACUGGCAACGCCAGAAUACGCCACUAUUCUCAUCCCAAUCCCCGACAAUGUUCGUAUAAAUUACCUGGUGGAAACCAUAGCCAAGCAAGAAAAGGCAGUUCUUCUCAUUGGCGAACAAGGGACAGCGAAAACCGUGAUGAUGAAAGCAUACAUGAAGAGGGCGAACCCAGAGCUGUACCUCCACAGGGCGUUCAAUUUUUCCAGCGCCACCUCCCCCUAUCAAUUCCAGAAAACAAUUGAGAGUUACGUGGAGAAGAGGAUGGGGAAUACGUUUGGAGCUCCGAACGGGAAGAAGAUGAUGAUAUUCAUCGAUGACAUCAAUUUGCCAGAGAUAAACUGUUGGGGUGAUCAGGUAACCAACGAAGUUGUCCGGCAAGUCAUGGACAUGGGAGGAUUUUACAGCCUCGAAAAACCUGGAGAAUUCGUUUCCAUAGUGGACGUACAGUUUCUUGCGGCCAUGGGACAGCCGGGUGGUGGAAGAAAUGACAUACCGUCGCGUUUGAAGAGGCAGUUCUGCAUAUUCAACUGUCCUCUACCUUUGGACACAUCGAUAGACAAAAUAUUCGGUGUGAUUGCCCAAGGACACUAUAAUAUUAAGAGGGGAUUUCCAUUGGAAGUUCGUAAUUUGGUCAAGAAACUGAUACCCCUCACGAGACUCCUAUGGAGAAAUACUAGAUCGAAAUUGCUGCCCACUCCAGCUAAAUUUCAUUAUGUGUUUUCUCUGAGGGAUUUGUCCAGAAUUUGGCAAGGAAUGAUUGGCACAUUAUCCACAGUGAUAGAUUCAGAAGCAUGUCUCAUGGUGCUGUGGAAGCACGAAUGUACCAGAGUCUUCUCCGACCGCUUCACGAUACAAGAAGAUAAGGACUGGUUCGAUCAAGAGCUUCUGGAUCUCGUAGAGAGGGAACUAGGAACGAAUCUAAUGAACAAAACCAGGCCGAGCCCAGUUUUCGUGGAUUUUAUGAGGGAUGCUCCUGAGCCCACUGGGGAAGAAGGUGAAGAUGCUGAUAUGGAACUCCCAAAGGUCUAUGAGCCAGUAACUAACGAGAAUGAGCUUAGGGAGCGACUGGAUAUGUUCCUGUCUCAGUUCAAUGAGAUGGUGAGAGGGUCUGGAAUGGAUCUUGUCUUCUUUCCGGAUGCCAUGUUGCACUUGGUGAAGAUAUCGAGGGUUAUAAGGCAUCCAAGAGGCAACGUUAUGCUUGUUGGUGUCGGAGGCAGUGGAAAACAGUCACUUACCAAGCUAUCUUCAUUCAUAGCUGGCUACAAAAGCUUUCAAAUAACUCUGACACGAUCAUACAAUAUAGGAAACUUCUUGGAAGAUCUCAAAGUCUUGUACAGAUCAUGUGGUUGUCAGGGUAAAGGGACAACCUUCAUAUUCACAGAUCUGGACAUAAAGGAAGAAGGAUUUUUGGAAUAUCUGAAUAACAUCCUGUCUGGCGGUGUCAUAUCGAAUCUGUUCACUAAAGACGAGCAGACGGAAAUAAUCCAGGAGCUGACUCCCAUAAUGAGGAGAGAGAACAUGAAACGCACCUUGAACGCUGAAGUUGUGAUGGAAUAUUUCAUGAAUAGAACAUGUCAGAACUUGCAUGUUGUAUUCUGUUUUUCCCCGGUUGGAGAGAAAUUCAGAACCAGGGCCCUGAGAUUUCCCGCUUUGAUUUCUGGUUGUACCAUAGAUUGGUUUCAACCUUGGCCCAAAGAUGCCCUAGUUCUGGUGGCAAAGCAUUUCCUGACUGAAUUCAAGAUAGCUUGUUCAACUGAAGUGAAAGAAGAACUGGUUACAGCUCUUGGAUCCAUACAAGAUAUAGUAUCUCAGACAUCCAGCGAUUACUUCCAGAGGUAUAGAAGAGCCACUCACGUGACUCCAAAGUCUUAUCUCAACUUCAUUGCUGGCUACAAAAGUAUUUACAAAAGCAAGCAAAAAGAACUCAGUGAAGGAGCCUCUAGGAUGGAUACUGGUCUGGAAAAACUGGCUGAAGCCUCAUCCUCUGUCCUCAUUUUGAAGAAGGAAUUAGCAGUCAUGGAACAGGAACUUGCCGAGGCGUCGCAGAGAGCAGAAACUGUUCUAACGGAGGUCACUGAGAGGGCAAUGCAAGCAGAAAUAGUGAAAAAUCAAGUACAAAAAGUUAAGGAAAAAGCUGAAAUACUUGUUUCAUCUAUUGCAAAUGAGAAAGCGUUAGCUGAAGAAAAAUUAGAAGCCGCUAAGCCUGCUCUGGAAGAGGCGGAGGCUGCAUUGAACACGAUAAAACCAGCACAUAUUGCUACCGUACGAAAGUUGGGAAGACCACCUCAUUUAAUAAUGAGGAUCAUGGACUGUGUGCUGAUCUUAUUUCAAAGAAAACUUCAACCAGUUUCUAUUGAUCCAGCUGCUAAUUGUCCUAAGCCUUCUUGGGCUGAAUCGCUCAAGAUGAUGGCUUCUACAACAUUCCUUCUACAACUUCAAAAUUACCCGAAAGAUAUCAUAAAUAACGAGAUGGUAGAAUUUCUGGAGCCAUAUUUCGAAAUGGAAGAUUAUAACAUGGACACUGCGAAAAGAGUAUGUGGAGAUGUGGCUGGUCUAUUAUCUUGGACAAAAGCAAUGGCUUUCUUCCAUAGUGUGAAUAGAGAGGUGCUUCCUCUAAAAGCUAAUCUAACUCUUCAAGAAGCUCGACUGAAGGUUGCAAUGGAAGACCUGGCCGCUGCGCAGAAUCAGUUAGAGGAACGAGAAGCUUCACUGAAGGAAGUCAAAGAGCAAUACGACAAAGCUGUCAUGGAAAAGCAGAGACUCACGGAUGCAGCUAACGCUUGCCUGAGAAAGAUGAAUACAGCCACAACUCUCAUCAAUGGAUUAGGAGGAGAAAAGAUCAGAUGGACUCAGCAGAGCAAAGAGUUCAAAGAACAAUUGGGGAGAUUAGUCGGAGAUGUCCUUUUGGCAACUGGAUUCCUUUCAUACUGUGGUCCGUACAAUCAAGAAUUUCGAACGAAUUUAGUCAAACUCUGGAUGGAAGUACUCGUUACAAAAAACAUUCCCUUCACUCGUCAGCUGAACAUUAUCAAUAUGCUGGUAGAAAGUGCAACAAUUUCAGAGUGGAACCUUCAGGGCCUUCCAAAUGAUGAACUUUCAGUGCAAAAUGCUCUUAUUGUGACGAAAUCUCGCUCCUACCCAUUGCUCAUCGAUCCUCAAACGCAGGGAAAAAUGUGGAUAAAGAAUAAAGAAGCUAACAACAACCUUCAGCUCACCACUUUGAAUCACAAAUAUUUCAGGACACAUUUGGAAGAUUGUCUUUCCCUGGGUAGGCCGUUGCUCAUUGAAGACGUUGGUAUUGAACUAGAUCCAGUCCUGGAUAACGUUUUGGAAAAGAAUUUCAUCAAAUCAGGAUCUAUUGAAAAGGUUGUCGUAGGCGAUAAGGAAUGCGAUGUCCUUAAGGGUUUCAUGCUUUAUGUCACAACAAAAUUGCCCAAUCCGCCAUAUUCUCCUGAAAUCAGCGCAAAAACUUCCAUAAUCGACUUCACUGUCACUAUGCUAGGUUUAGAAGAUCAGCUACUUGGCCGCGUGAUACUGAUGGAAAAAUCGGAUUUGGAAGAAGAGCGAGUACUACUUUUCGAAAGUGUCAUAAAAAACCAGCGUAAAAUGAAAGAGUUGGAGAGCAAUCUUUUGGGUCGACUAACCUCUACUCAAGGCUCCCUCGUAGACGACGAAGAACUGAUAAACGUCCUGCAAACGACAAAAACAACCUCCGAAGAAGUGACCCAAAAAUUAUCCGUAUCAGCAGUGACUGAGAAGAAGAUAAAUAUUGCAAGGGAAGAAUUCAGGGCCGUUGCGGCUAGAGGGUCCAUCCUGUAUUUCCUCAUCGUGGAAAUGAGCAAUGUUAACGUUAUGUACCAGAACUCACUGAAGCAGUUUUUGAUACUGUUCGAUAAUUCCAUCAAUAAAUCGGAGAAGAGCACCGACACCAUGGAGAGGAUCAGUAUCAUUCUGAGAUAUCUCACGAAAGAAGUGUGGUCAUUCACGCAAAGAAGCCUGUAUGAGAGACACAAGGAUCUAUUCACCCUGAUGAUGGCCAUGAAGAUUGACUUACACAAAAAUAUCAUAUCCCACGACGAAUUUAUGGCUUUCAUCAAGGGAGGCGCUUCUUUGGACCUGAACGCAGUUCAACCAAAACCUUUCAGAUGGAUCUUGGACAUCACCUGGCUCAAUUUGGUGGAGAUUCAGAAAUUGCCCAUUUUCUCAGAGAUACUCUCCAAAAUUGAGCAACAUGAGAGGGAUUGGAAGAUUUGGUACGACAAAGAGAAACCAGAAGAAGAGGACCUGCCAUGCGGAUACCAGAAAUCGCUGGAUGUUUUCAGGAAACUAUUGCUGAUAAGAUCCUGGAGUCCCGAUAGAACCUUAUCCCAAGCCAGAAAAUACAUCAUAGAUUCCUUGGGCAAGGAAUACGGAGAACCCUGCAUAUUAGAUCUGGAACAAACUUGGAACGAAUCUGACAGCAGGACUCCUUUAAUAUGCCUGCUAUCUAUUGGAUCAGACCCUUCUCCACAGAUAUCCUCGUUGGCCAAGACACAAGAUAUACGGCUGAAAGCUGUUUCUAUGGGUCAAGGACAAGAAAUAGUAGCUAGAGACAUGAUAGAAUCGUCUAUGUCCCAAGGAGGAUGGGUCUUGCUCCAAAAUAUUCACUUAUCAUUAUCAUUUGCUACCGAAGUUAUGUCGAUGAUAAUGGACACAGAAACGGUAGAUGACACCUUCAGGAUAUGGCUUACCACUGAGGUCCACGAAGAAUUUCCUAUUGGGCUACUCCAAAUGGCCAUCAAGUUCACAAAUGAACCACCUCAAGGUAUAAGGGCAAGCAUGAAGAGGACAUACCAGAGUAUAACCCAAGACUACCUGGACUAUUCCGCACAGCCACAAUGGCCUCCUUUGUUGUAUGCAGUGGCUUUUCUGCACACUGUUGUUCAGGAAAGACGAAAGUUCGGGCCACUUGGCUGGAAUGUACCAUACGAGUUCAACCAAUCGGAUUUCGCAGCCAGUAUACAAUUUAUCCAAAAUCACUUGGACGAUAUGGACCCAAAAAAAGGGGUAUCUUGGCCUACAGUGUGUUACAUGCUCGGUGAAGUGAAUUAUGGAGGAAGAGUUACUGACGAUUUCGAUAAAAGGCUUCUCACAACAUUCACACAGGUUUGGUUUUGUGAUGUUCUUCUGAGGCCAGGCUUCGAGUUUUAUAAAGGCUACAAAGUACCACAGACGAGAAACCUUCAAGGAUAUCUGGAUUAUAUAUGCAGUCUACCAGCGACAGACAGUCCGGAAGUGUUUGGUCUCCAUGGAAACGCUGAUAUAACUUACCAAAUAAACACUAUUAAAGGUAUCUUGGACACCAUAUUGAAUGUUCAACCAAAAGAGGGUGGAAGUCAAGGAGGCGAGACCAGAGAGAGUAUAGUAUACUGUCUGGCGGAAGACAUGUUGGAAAAACUUCCCAAGCAGUACAACCAAUUCGAAGUCAGAGAAGCCCUGCAAAGGAUGGGGGUUUUGUUGCCAAUGAAUAUCUUCCUGCGUCAGGAAGUUGAUAGAAUCCAAAGAGUUCUGAAGGAGGUGAAAUCGACACUAUGUGACCUGAAACUAGCGAUUGAUGGUACUAUAGUCAUGAGCCAAGACCUACGCAAGGCUUUAGACUCAAUGUAUGACGCCAGAAUUCCUGAUCGAUGGUUAAAGAUAUCUUGGGAGUCGGCUACUUUAGGUUUUUGGUACACCGAACUGUUAGAAAGGGAUGCACAAUUCAGGAACUGGAUCAACAAUGGCAGACCAAACGUUUUCUGGAUGACUGGUUUCUUCAAUCCUCAGGGAUUUCUUACGGCAAUGAGACAGGAUGUCACUAGAGCACAUAAAGGUUGGGCUUUGGAUUCGGUAGUUCUACAAAAUCUAAUAACCCGCUAUAACAAAGAAGAUUUGAAGGAGGGGCCAGCAGAGGGAGUGUAUGUCCAUGGAUUGUUCUUGGAAGGCGCCAGUCUUGACAGGCGAUCUAGUAAACUUAUCGAGAGCAAACCCAAGGUUCUCUAUGAACAGAUGCCUGUUAUAUACAUAUACGCCAUCAACACUACGGCUGGAAAAGAUCCCAAAUUGUACGAAUGUCCGAUUUACAGAAAACCGCAAAGAACAGAUCAGAAGUAUGUGGGGUCCAUAGACUUCGAAACAGAUCACAACCCUAGGCAUUGGACACUCAGAGGAGUUGCCCUGUUAUGUGAUAUUAAAUAGAAUGUUGAAUGUAAAGAAGAAAUAUAUUGUUGUUAGUG
This is a messenger RNA of Coccinella septempunctata (seven-spotted ladybird), 13870 nucleotides long. It is a transcript of the gene Dhc1, whose product is annotated as dynein axonemal heavy chain 5. Gene Ontology annotation, cellular component: dynein complex. Gene Ontology annotation, molecular function: minus-end-directed microtubule motor activity; ATP binding; dynein intermediate chain binding. Gene Ontology annotation, biological process: microtubule-based movement. Lineage: Eukaryota; Metazoa; Arthropoda; Insecta; Coleoptera; Coccinellidae. Bases 27 to 13832 code for a protein of 4601 amino acids. The transcript has 59 exons. The record is from RefSeq and is a predicted model, not a curated record.